This is a messenger RNA of Dioscorea cayenensis subsp. rotundata (Guinea yam), 2111 nucleotides long. Its product is annotated as putative pentatricopeptide repeat-containing protein At1g77010, mitochondrial. The record is from RefSeq and is a predicted model, not a curated record. Gene Ontology annotation, biological process: RNA modification. Gene Ontology annotation, molecular function: protein binding; RNA binding. Bases 37 to 2091 code for a protein of 684 amino acids. NCBI's taxonomy places the organism in Eukaryota, Viridiplantae, Streptophyta, Magnoliopsida, Dioscoreales, Dioscoreaceae. The transcript has a single exon.
GAAGCUUUUCCGCCAAAGAAUGGUCAUCGUCCUCUCAUGAAUCCAGACCUUCAUUCAUGGAAUCGUCUUCUCCGAUCAUGCGCCGGUCACAGCUCUAUCUCUCUUGGAAAGCAGGUUCAUUGCCUUCUCAUCAAAGAUGGCUCCAUUUCCUCUCUCUUCCAUUCCAAUCGCAUUCUCCAAUCCUACGCCCGGUGCACCAGCAAUGCCGCUCUGGAAGACGCCCGCCAACUGUUCGACGAAAUGCCGCACAGGAACUGCUUCUCUUAUAACACUCUCAUCGACGCCUACUUCAAGGCCAAUGAUUCCAAGAGUUCUCUACAGCUUUUCGAUGCCAUGAUUGAGAAGAAUGAGUUCUCUUGGAACACCAUGGUUACUGGUUUAGUGAAGUUUGGUGAUAUUGGUAAUGCUCGGAAGGUGUUUGAUGAUAUGCCAAAGAGAGAUGUAAUUGCUUGCAAUUCUAUGAUUCAUGGGUACGUUCAAUGUGGGCAGGUUCAAGAAGCUUUCAAGUUGUGUAAAAAACUGGAUUUUGAUUCUCCUUCCCCAUGCAAUGAUGGUUUUGUAAUGGCGACAAUGCUCAGUGCUUGCGCCGAUUGGUUGCUUUAUCGCUUUGGCAAGCAAAUUCAUUCUCGUAUUUUGGUUCACGGAAUUGAGGUUGAUUCAGUUCUCGGAAGUUCACUGGUUAACAUGUAUGGGAAAUGUGGAGAUUUAGACGAUGCUCACCGGGCUUUGGAGUCGAUGAAGGAACCAGACGAGUUUUCGUUGUCAGCAUUGAUCACCGGAUAUGCAGGAAAUGGCAGACUUGUUGAUGCAAGAAUGAUUUUUGAUUGUAGAACAAACCCAGGUGUUGUUCUAUGGAAUUCUAUGAUUAACGGGUAUGUAUCGAAUUACCAAGGAGAAGAAGCAUUGCAUCUCUUCAUAAGAAUGAUCAGAGCUGGAAUUCGAGGUGAUUUUUCAACUCUUGCUAAUGUUCUUAGUGCUUGUGUGAGCACAGGCAUGCUUAACAAUGGCAAACAGUUGCAUGGUUUUGCAUCAAAACUUGGAUUUUUGCGAGACAUUGUUGUUGCAAGUGCUCUCUUGGAUGUUUACUCUAAGUUUGGUUGCUGGGAGAAUGCUUGCAUGAUUUUUCGGGAUAUCAAAGUUCAUGAUACAAUUUUACUGAAUUCCAUGAUCAAUGUGUACGCAAAUUGUGGCCGAAUCGAAGAUGCUAGGCGGGUUUUUGAGAUGAUACCGAACAAGAGCUUGAUCUCAUGGAACUCGAUGAUAGUCGGUUACAGCCAAAAUGGUUAUGCUGGCGAAGCAUUAGAGCUUUUCUGCGAAAUGCGCCGUGUUGAUCUCCGGCCUGAUAAGGUGGCAUUGGCUAGUGCUGUCAGUGCUGCUGCUUCGGUAUGUUGUCUAACACUUGGGGAAGAGAUCUUCGCUCUUGCGAUGAUUCUUGGUCUCGUUUCAGACCAGAUUAUGUCUACUUCCCUUGUUGAUCUUUACUGCAAAUGUGGUAGAGUUAGUGAUGGGAGACGAUUAUUUGAUUCGAUGAUUAAAUUUGAUGAAGCUCCAUGGAACUCAAUGCUGAUGGGGUAUUCAAUGAGUGGACAUGGAAUAGAAGUUCUUAGGCUCUUUGAGGACAUGAGAAAUGCCGGUGUUCUUCCAAAUGAAGUGAGCUUCAUUGCAGUUCUGUCUGGCUGUUGCCAUUGUGGGAUAUUGGAGGAAGGAUUGAGAUGGUUUCAAACAAUGAAAGAAGAAUAUGGUAUUGUGCCAGUAGCCGAGCAUUAUUCAUGCAUGGUUGAUCUGUUAGUACGCUCUGGACAAUUGGAGGAGGCUGUGAAUUUCAUCGAACAAAUGCCAUUCCAGUUUGAAGGUGAUGCUAGUGUGUGGACAUUAGUUCUCGGGGGAUGUAAAGCUCAAGGAAAUGAGUUCCUUGCAUGUAAAGUGGCGAAGAAGCUCAUGGAGCUUAAUCCUUCACAGUCUGGUCCUUAUGUGCAGCUAAGUGGAGUAUACGCAUCCCAUGGGGAGUGGGAAAGAUCAGCAGUGAUUAGAAGAAUGAUGCAAAAGAAAAGGAUUGAUAAGAAUCCUGGUUACAGUUGGAUUGACAAUUGAAUAAAAAAUUUUACAGAGAA